CGGAUGCACUGAGCGAAAUUUCAACUGCAGCUCAAUUGGCCUUUUCUGUUUUGCUCGCCAGAAUACUUAUACUUAGUGCCCUUCUUCUAUAUAGUUAUAAGAACGUGACAUCGACAGAGUAAAUAGAAAAAUGACCGACGCCAGCGUUACAGUAGACCCGACGACAUUGACCCCGACCUCGAUUGAGGUCAUGGCUAACCAGGCCACCAUCAACAUCGGUACCAUUGGACAUGUGGCCCACGGAAAGUCGACGCUUGUUAAGGCCAUUUCGGGCGUGCAGACUGUUCGUUUCAAGAACGAGCUGGAGCGUAAUAUUACCAUCAAGCUGGGCUACGCCAACGCCAAGAUCUACAAGUGCGACAGCCCCGACUGCCCACGCCCCGGCUGCUACAAGUCGUACGGUUCGAGCAAGGAGGUCGAGUUCCCGUGUGAGCGCGUGGGCUGCACUGGAACCAUGAAACUGAUGCGCCAUGUGUCGUUCGUCGAUUGUCCGGGACACGACAUUCUUAUGGCUGUCAUGCUUAACGGAGCUGCAGUGAUGGACGCCGCCAUGCUGCUGGUUGCCGCCAACGAGUCGUGCCCGCAGCCGCAGACGUCGGAGCACCUGGCUGCGGUAGAGAUCAUGCAGCUGCAGAACAUCAUCAUCCUGCAGAACAAGGUUGAUCUGAUCAAGGAGGACCAGGCGAUUGAGCACCACCAGCAGAUCUGCAAGUUCACGAAGGGCACCAUCGCCGCCAACGCCCCCAUCGUGCCCAUCUCGGCGCAGCUCAAAUUCAACAUUGACGCUGUGGUGGAGAACAUUGUCAAGCGCAUUCCGAUCCCGGUGCGCGACUUCUCCUCGGACCCGCACCUGAUUGUCAUUCGCUCGUUCGAUGUCAACAAGCCCGGAGCCGAGAUCGACGAGCUCAAGGGCGGUGUUGCCGGUGGCAGUAUCCUGAAGGGCGUGCUCAAGCUGGGCGACGAGAUUGAGAUCCGGCCUGGUCUUGUGCGCAAGGAGGGCUCCUCACAGAUCACUGUGCGCCCGAUCCACUCGCGCAUCCUGACGCUGAACACCGAAGCGAACCACCUCAAGUUCGCCGUGCCCGGUGGUCUCAUUGGUGUCGGAACCAUGGUCGACCCUGCGCUGUGCCGUGCCGAUCGCCUGGUCGGCCAGGUCCUGGGUCACGUGGGCAAGCUGCCCAAGGUGUACAUUGAGCUCGAGAUCAACUACUUCCUGCUGCGCCGCCUGCUGGGUGUCAAGACCGACGACAAGAAGCAGGCCAAGGUGUCGAAGCUGUCCAAGAGCGAGGUCAUUCUGGUCAACAUUGGCUCGACCUCGGUUGGUGCGCGCGUCACCGGUGUCAAGAGCGACCUGGCCAAGCUUGUGCUGUCGAACCCGUCGUGCACAGAGAUUGGCGAGAAGAUUGCCAUGAGCCGGCGUAUCGACAAGCACUGGCGUCUCAUCGGCUGGGCCAAGAUCAUGAAGGGCAAGGUGUACGAGCUCGAGCAGAACUAGGAAUAAAAUGCCGUUUCAUCCAAGUGAUUAUUAGUGACUGUUUCGUAGGAGGCGCGUUUUAUUCUUCCAAAACAAAAAUCGAAGACUUGCAC
Molecule: messenger RNA, 1587 nt
Organism: Linderina pennispora
Lineage: Eukaryota; Fungi; Kickxellomycota; Kickxellomycetes; Kickxellales; Kickxellaceae
Product: translation initiation factor eIF2 subunit gamma
Exons: 2
Coding region: 131-1495 (454 amino acids)
Biological process (GO): formation of translation preinitiation complex; positive regulation of translational fidelity
Cellular component (GO): eukaryotic translation initiation factor 2 complex; cytosol
Molecular function (GO): translation initiation factor activity; GTP binding; GTPase activity
Source: RefSeq, a predicted model, not a curated record